Molecule: messenger RNA, 2286 nt
Organism: Rhodotorula toruloides NP11
Lineage: Eukaryota; Fungi; Basidiomycota; Microbotryomycetes; Sporidiobolales; Sporidiobolaceae
Product: receptor-activated ca2+-permeable cation channel
Exons: 8
Coding region: 1-2286 (761 amino acids)
Source: RefSeq, a predicted model, not a curated record
AUGGUGCGAUCCAAUGCGGCCGGGUACUCGCAACUCGCGGAACAAACGCCCUUCGACCCCUCUCUCGACACUGAGGGAGCGACACCGGUCGACCCUCUCCUCUCGAGCGCAAUCUCGCUCGCUGGAUCGGAGCCAGUCUUUCCGUUGAUUCAGAGGAUUCGGGUGGAAGUUGAAAAGGUGGUCGACACGGCGCUCUCCUGGGAUCAAUUGCGCUCGCCCACGCUCAAUUUCUCGGUCGUGAGGCCUUUGACGGUCAAGCUCAGCAAAGGCGACAGGCCCGCCAUCUCGCUCAUCUUCGCUCUCAUCGUCUGCCGCGCGCAUUUCCUGGAGAGGAGCGACGAGGACCUCGCCUUUGCCGCCGUCAAUACGUCGCGCGCCGACCUCUGCGAGCUUUUGGCGAUCAAGCUUCUGUCCGCCUAUGGAACGGCCCCUAACAGCUACGAACUCCUUCACGUCCUCACGACAUCCUUCAGCCCCUUCGCCGGCGUUUCGAGCGACAUGUUCCACGCGGACGAGGACGUCGACCUGGAAGAGCUGAAGCGACUCGAAGAGUUCGGCAAGGAGGAGAGCGCGAACGCGCUCGAGCUGGCCAUCUUCUCUAAAGCAAAGCGUUUCGUCAAGAGCCCGCUCGUCCAGCAGGUCAUCAAGGCUAUUGACACUGGCGAGGUGAUCUACACGCCCGAGUCGAACCACGCUCUGUUGCAAGACAACUACAAGUCGAAGCCCGUCGUCGAGGUCUACGACUGGCGUCGCCGCCCUUUCCUCGACCAUCACCGGCUCCGCGUCCCAGCAAUUCGAGGCCGCCUCGAGUUCAUGACCUUCUCCUUCCUGCUCGCCCUCUUCCUCCUCACCCAGUCGACCUACUCUCUCGACUGCAUCAAUGUGUGGGAAGGCCUGUUCAUCGCGUGGUCGAUCGGAUUCGCCCUCGACGAAUGGUCGUCGGUGCAAGAAGUCGGCCUUUCGAACUACUAUGGCGCAUCCUUCAACAUCCUCGACUCGCUCUUCUGCAUCGACUUCUUCGCCUUUCUCGGCAUGCGAAUCGCCGGCUUGCGCUCGCACGACCCGGAGAUGAGCCAGCUCGCGUUCGACACGCUCGGCCUCGCUGGUUGCGUCCUCCUGCCGCGCUUAACCAUCUCCCUUCUGCGCGGCAACGUCAUCCUCCUCGCGCUGAGCAAGAUGAUACGCGAGUUCAGCCUCUUCAUGGGCCUGGCUUUCCUCACUGCGUCCGGCUUCCUCUGCACCUUCCGCAUCCUCUCGCGCGGGACAUGGGAUGUCGGCCACAUCGCCUGGCUCAUGCUCAAGAUCUGGCUAGGCUCCGCCUUCCUUGGCUUCGACGCGGCUCAGCAGUUCCACCCCUUCUUCGGCCCCUUCCUCAUGGUCCUUUUCGCCGUCCUCGCUCAAACUCUUCUCCUCACGAUCCUCAUCUCGCUCCUCUCCAACACUUUCUCCGCUGUUCAGGCAAACGCCGAGACCGAAAUUCUCUACCAGAUGGCGCUGCGUACGAUCGAGCGCGCGAAAGCAGACCCGCUCACCUGCUACGUCCCGCCUUUCAACAUUCUCGCGCUCAUCGUCCUCUUCCCGCUCCGUUGGCUUGCCUCGCCUCGCUGGUUCCACAAGUCGCAAGUCUACCUCGCUCGCCUCCUCAACCUCCCUUUCCUUCUCUUCCUCGCCCUCCAAACCCGCGCGCUCCACCAAAAACGCUCGCCUCUCUACCUCGCUACGCAACGCACGCAGCGCGCGUGGGAGAAGCUCCCGCGCACGAUACUGGGCGGGAUGGUACCCAUGUGGGAGGGGAGUGUCGAGGCUGUUGUGGGCAAGGUGUUUGAGAGGGAAGUGACGGAGGAGGGAAGGAGGGUUGCGAGUAUCGAUGAGGCGACACCGACGGCGGCGGGGGAGGCCGAGGCGGAGCAGCAGGGGAAGGGGAAGAAGAAAGCUCAGCCGCCUUCACCGCUCAAGCAGCGUCGCGGCGGAGCGGGCGGAACGGUCGGUGACAGGCUCGGGUCGCUCACUUCGCCUCUCGCUCGCAUCUUCGGACCCAGCGCCAUCGCCUCGUCCGCUUCGUCGUCCGCUGUUGAGUCACAGAAGUCACUCAAGGCGGCGCCUCCCUCGACAGAUGAGAAGGCGCUCAACGACCGCCUCACGCGCAUCGAAGAGGCGCUCCAGAUCCUCCUCGGCGAAGUCGUGAAGUCUGGACAAGCGGGCGACGAGGACGACGAGAAGAAGACGGUGCCGUUGACGAGCUUGUCGGGCGAGAUUGAGCCGAGCUAUGCGGACGAGGAGAAGUAG